AAAACUUCUGAUGGAGGGCCCCCAGACUCAGAGGCAGAGAAACCGGGUGCUCUGAGUAUGGAAAGCACCCCUCCUUAGGCCCAGCGGGCAGAGAGGGAAAGAGGAAGGCCGCCCACCUUCUCUGGACACCUGACUUGCCAGAGGGCUGACGUAGGUGCCCCAUCUCUGAGGAAGGGCCGAGCCAGAGGGCAGUCUGAGGCUCGGGGUGGGAUGGGGGGCUCUGAUUCUCCAAACCUGUCAUGAGGUUCUGGGCCACCAUUUGAAGUGCUGGCCUUUAAGGGUUCCUGGACCACCGAUUCGCUGACCUGGAGACCAUGGAGUCCAACCUGCAGGGGACCUUCCUCCUGAACAACACACAGCUGGCCCAGUUCUCAGAAAUGAAGGCUCCCAUGUGCCAGUACUCGGUGCAGAACUCUUUCUACAAGCUCAGCCCUCCGGGACUUGGCCCCCAGCUGGCGGCUGGGACUCCCCAUGGAAUCACUGACAUCCUGAGCAGACCGGUUGCCACCCCGAACAGCAGCCUCCUCUCUGGCUACCCCCACGUGGCAGGCUUUGGUGGACUCAGCUCCCAGGGCGUCUACUAUGGCCCCCAGGUGGGGAGCUUUUCCAAGGCUGGAAAUGAGUACCCGACCCGGACCCGGAACUGCUGGGCAGACACAGGCCAGGACUGGAGAGGCAGCGCUCGGCCAUGCAGCAACACUCCAGACCCCCUGAGUGACACUAUCCACAAGAAAAAGCACACCCGCCCUACCUUCACGGGCCACCAGAUCUUUGCCCUGGAGAAAACCUUUGAGCAGACCAAGUACUUGGCUGGCCCAGAGCGGGCGAGGCUGGCUUAUUCCCUGGGCAUGACGGAGUCACAGGUCAAGGUGUGGUUCCAGAACCGCCGGACCAAGUGGAGGAAGAAGAGCGCCCUGGAGCCCUCAUCCUCCACACCCCGGGCCCCGGGAGGUGCGAGCGGGGACCGCGCGGCCUCGGAGAACGAGGACGAUGAGUACAACAAGCCGCUGGACCCGGACUCGGACGACGAGAAGAUCCGCCUGCUGCUGCGCAAGCACCGGGCCGCCUUCUCCGUGCUCAGCCUGGGCGCGCACAGCGUGUGACCCCGGGCUAGCCGCGCCGACCAGCCUUCCCCUCCCCUUUCCGUGCAGUCCGCUGUGGGCAGGGACCAGAGAAGAGGAGUUGGGGGGAGGGGGAGGAAAAGACGAAGGAAGAAGAAAGAAGAAGAGGAGGAGGAAGCGAGAGGGAAGGAAGGGAAGGAGACGAGGGAUGGUGAGUGCCCCGAGGGAGAAGAUGGCACACCUCUCUGUCAUUCCUCCCCUCUGGGCCCCUUGCCCUGUCAGCCCUGCUCUAAAGUGAGCAGGCUUAUUUUUUGCAGCAGGGAACCUGGCUAUGGAGCGCUCCAGAUGCGCUGUUUUCCCCUCUAAGGAUCAGCUGGUUAGGGAGUCACACAAAGUACCGCACCUAGUCGUAGGCUGGGACUGCAAAGCAAAAGACGGAGCCUGAAGUCCAGAUGUGCUUUCUAAUGAUCCCACCGCUGGGGGGCGGGUCCUGAAAAUAGGAACUCUUCUAACCCUGAGUUUCAGGACCCUGUGACCCCCAACUGCACUUUACUUUCAACGCAGAUCCCACUGUACCAAGGAAGACUCUGGGAAAGAGACGAGGGGAUGCCAGGCAGAGGGGAAACAGAUGAGAAAAUCCUAAGGUUUUGUUGUCUCUGGGAGGUACCCACCAAGGCAACCCAGGGCAUCCAUCAGAGUUUGGGAGCAUCUCAGCAGGACAGAGAGAAGGGCUCUGAAUGCCACACUCCUCCAAUAGGGACACCAGACUGGGCGAACCCUAGGCAGAAUAAGGGGUUGGGAGUGCUGCUGGACACCGAGGCUUUUAAAACAAAACUAGAAUAAAGAUGAAAAUCCCAGAAACCGUCCCCGCGGCUCCUGCACUUUUCUAAAGGGAAUAUUGGCAGUGUUCUCUCCCGUCAUGAAGUUGGACUGGAAAGAUGGCUCGGCGGUUACUGCUGCUCUUCUGGAAGACUUGGAGCUGGGUUCGCAGCUACAGGCUGCUCACAACGGCCUGUUAACUCCAGCUAUAGGUGUUCCGACGCCCUCUUCUGGCCUCCUCAGGUACUGCAUGCAUGCUCACAGACACACAUGCACUCUGUGACUAAUAAAAAUAAAUUCUUUGUAAAAUAAAUAGAUAAAUAAAUCAGUCUAAAAAAGAAGAAGAAGCAGAAACC
Messenger RNA from Mus musculus (house mouse), 2236 nucleotides. RefSeq names its product NK6 homeobox 3 (gene Nkx6-3). Gene Ontology annotation, molecular function: DNA-binding transcription activator activity, RNA polymerase II-specific; DNA-binding transcription factor activity, RNA polymerase II-specific; RNA polymerase II cis-regulatory region sequence-specific DNA binding. NCBI's taxonomy places the organism in Eukaryota, Metazoa, Chordata, Mammalia, Rodentia, Muridae. The record is from RefSeq and is marked validated. Gene Ontology annotation, biological process: regulation of DNA-templated transcription; positive regulation of transcription by RNA polymerase II; negative regulation of transcription by RNA polymerase II. The transcript has 3 exons. The coding region runs from base 315 to 1103 and encodes 262 amino acids. Gene Ontology annotation, cellular component: nucleus.